This is a messenger RNA of Amoebophrya sp. A120, 276 nucleotides long. The record is from the annotation of a GenBank genome assembly. NCBI's taxonomy places the organism in Eukaryota, Dinophyceae, Syndiniales, Amoebophryaceae.
CAACUACAUCAUCUACCGGAGCUGGUUCGUUUCUUGGUUUCUCUCCAGCCCCUUCGUCAUCUUUUCUUCUACACCGAAAAAGAUCGAAAACAGCAACGUUUUGUUUCCCGUUUCUUUCCGCAGAAAUAAAGAACCAUCCAAGCGGUGACAACAACAGCGAGAAGUGCUGACACAACAACAAACUACCUUCGAAAUCUGGAGCGCUGGAGCAGCUUCUACAUCAGAAGCAUGGGGCCGCUCGAUUCUCUACUGGGUGGAAACGAAACAAGCAGCUCC